Prorocentrum cordatum is the source of this 1641-nucleotide messenger RNA. Lineage: Eukaryota; Dinophyceae; Prorocentrales; Prorocentraceae. The record is from the annotation of a GenBank genome assembly.
AUGGCAGGAGACGUGCAGGCUUCCGGGCCGCCCGCCGACCUGGCGCCGAGCGUCGCCGAGGCCGCGCUGAGCCCAGCUGCUGCGGUCUGCGCCCUGUGCUUGGCGGCGCACGUGCAGGCGUGGUUCCACGUUUCGGACAUACCGUACUGGUCGCAGUCCUGUAUGUUCGUGGCCGCAUGGGCACUCAUCUUCCACAUGCUGGCCGCGGUCGCUGCAAACGCAUGCACCAGCAAGGCUGUGGAGAUCGACGAAUUUGCAUCUAUCGUGCGAAGCUCCAACGCGUACGUCCAAGGCGUGUGCUUCGUCGCGUCGCUGGUGUUGCACGGCGCCUGCGCCGCGGUCUGCGCGGGCAUCGUGGCGCUCGCGUGGCGCCGCUCUCCCAAGGGCGCCCCGCCCGCCGUCGUCUGCUCCGCGGGGCUCACCGUCCACUUUUUCGCCGUGAGGCUCGCGCUCGUGGCCGGCUGGCGCACGCUGGACAGGCGCGCGUCGAGGCUGCUCCAGGCGCUGAGGCUCGCCGCCAGCACCGUCUUCCUGGCGCCCGUGCUGAGCGUCCUCUUCCUCGGGGACCGCAUCCGCGCGAUCCAGCUCGGCCGCCCCAGCGGGAACCCGCAGCCGUGGGCGCAGGCGGCCUUCUUCGUGUGCAGUUUCGCGCUGGUCGCGCAGACGCUGCUUGCGAUCGUCGUGCCGAUGAUUCCCGGGGGCGACGCCCGGCUCGGCACGAAGCUGUCUGGCGGCGACGUGGAGGUCACCUUUGUCCACCUGGAGCACCAGCCCGCGGCGCGGCUUGGCUUCGCGCUGCUGCGCUGCCUGCCGUGCGUUUUGCUGGGCGUGGGCGUGCCCGCGGUGGUCGUCAGCAUCGUCACGAUGGAGGGCCCUGGCGACACCCCGCGGCCACCGCUGCCGGCCUCGCUGGUGUGCACGAUGUUCCUCGCGGUGCAGUUCUUAUUGAUUCAUAUCCUUGAUCGGCCUCUGGACGGCCCUGGCGGCGCGCGACGCCGUGCGCGGCCCCCGGGGCCCCGCGAGCCGCGGGGCGCGGGGGCUCGUCGGGGUGCUGCUGCCAGCCUGCGCGGCGGCCCGGCCGCUGCCCGUGCUGUGCGCCCUCUUCGUGUCCCUGCGGCUGCGGGCGGAGGAGCUGUCCGGCAGGGGCGGGGAGCCCCAGGCGUGGGCGCAGGCCGCGAUGUGCGCGGCGGCGGCGGCCGCCACGCUGCAGCUGCUCUGCCGCGUCGCUGGGACGGCGACAGCGCUCUCCUCGCGACCAUGGGCGCGGAGGGCGCUGGAGUGGUCGGAGGCUGCCGCUGCCGCAGUGGUGGCCGGCGCGGUGCUCGCCGACGGCGCCGCUCUCUUCCUGAUGGCCCCGGUGGCGGCGGCGGGCGAGCCUUCCCUCAUGAGGCCCGCCUGAGGCGCCAGGUGCCCCCGAGGCUCGAGGAAGCAGGAGACUGCCAGGAAACUGGAUGCAUGGUUCGGGGUCCGCACCGGCAAGCAUCCUGGAUUGUGUUCUUGCGUUUCCACUCCGUCACGCCUCGACGUCUGCGGCGAGAGCGCCGUGUUUUUUCUCUGAUGAGCGGCUAUCAAGUGUCGACGAGAUCUCCAGCGAGGGAGUUUUCGUGUGUCACGGGGCGGGGGCCUGUUGAUCAGGGCUAG